AACAAAAGAAAACUAGAGAAAAAUACUUCCAUCAAAACCAUGGUUUACUGUUACAACAGUUAAUCUCAACUAGUGAAGAUUUUAGUGAGAGAACAAAGAUAUUUUCUCUGGAAGAGAUGGAGAAGGCAACUAAUAAUUUUGAUGAGACUCGAGUGCUCGGCCGCGGCGGACAUGGAACGGUUUACAAAGGAAUUUUGUCGGAUCAGCGUGUGGUCGCCAUUAAAAAAUCUAAAAAUGUGAAACAGAGUGAGAUAGACCAGUUCAUCAAUGAGGUUGCAGUUCUUUCUCAGAUUAAUCACAGGAAUAUAGUUAAGCUUUUCGGGUGUUGCUUGGAAACUGAAGUUCCCUUGUUGAUCUGUGAGUUUAUCUCGAAUGGGACUCUUUUAGAUCAUCUCCAUAUUCCAGACGGCUACUCUAUAUUAUCAUGGGACGAUCGCCUGAGGAUUGCUGUUGAGGCUGCCGGAGCGCUCGCUUAUUUACACUCGGCUGCUUCAAUUUCGAUAUUUCAUAGAGAUGUCAAAUCAUCAAAUGUUCUCUUAGAUGAUCAUUUAACUGCUAAAAUAUCAGAUUUUGGAUCUUCAAGACUUAUUCCACUCGACCAAACUCAUUUACUCACUGGUGUACAAGGCACCUUUGGAUACCUUGACCCGGAGUACUAUCAGACCAGUCAGUUGACAGAGAAGAGCGAUGUUUAUAGCUUCGGAGUCAUUCUUCUAGAGCUUUUGACAGGUAAAAAGCCAAUUUUCUCCACCGAAUAUGAAGACAGACUGAAUCUAUCGAUGCAUUUUCUUCAAACGGUGAGAGCGAAUCGCCCGUUUGAUCUUAUAGAUGAUCUUGUUAUGAAAGAAGCGACCGAAGAAGAGCUCAUCGACAUGAUUGGAUUGGUAGAAAUGUGUUUAAGAUUGAAAGGGGCUAAACGGCCUACGAUGAAAGAGGUGGAGUAUAAAUUACAGAACUUGAGAAGAAUCAGACUGAAAAAAAUAGGAUAUUGUUUGGUAAAUGGUGACGAAGAAACAGAGCAUCCGCCGAGAGACUCACCUUAUGCCUUCUCUGAAGUCGUCGACCAAGCAAAUCAAGGUACAUCCAGGAAUUAUACCUUAGAGAAAGAAUUUAUGUGGUCGCAUCAUUGCCCACGGUGAGUUUGUAUUAUUAGAUGUCCACAUCUUUAUUGACUGCUUGAAUGCCACUGAAUAAACUUC
This is a messenger RNA of Musa acuminata AAA Group (dessert banana), 1199 nucleotides long. RefSeq names its product wall-associated receptor kinase-like 2. The transcript has a single exon. Gene Ontology annotation, molecular function: protein serine/threonine kinase activity; ATP binding. The record is from RefSeq and is a predicted model, not a curated record. The coding region runs from base 117 to 1139 and encodes 340 amino acids. Gene Ontology annotation, cellular component: plasma membrane. Gene Ontology annotation, biological process: protein phosphorylation; cell surface receptor signaling pathway. NCBI's taxonomy places the organism in Eukaryota, Viridiplantae, Streptophyta, Magnoliopsida, Zingiberales, Musaceae.